Monoraphidium neglectum is the source of this 609-nucleotide messenger RNA. Its product is annotated as Uridine diphosphate glucose pyrophosphatase. Lineage: Eukaryota; Viridiplantae; Chlorophyta; Chlorophyceae; Sphaeropleales; Selenastraceae. Gene Ontology annotation, molecular function: metal ion binding; hydrolase activity, acting on acid anhydrides, in phosphorus-containing anhydrides. The coding region runs from base 1 to 609 and encodes 202 amino acids. The transcript is spliced from 3 exons. The record is from RefSeq and is a predicted model, not a curated record. Gene Ontology annotation, biological process: ribose phosphate metabolic process; nucleoside phosphate metabolic process.
AUGGAGUGGAUUGGCAGCACCCUGGCAGCCUGCACAAGGCUGUCUCCUCAUCACCACACCCUUGCCUAUGGGGACAAGGACGCAUUCGUCAUAGUCCGCCAGUUCCGGCCCGCAGUCUACGCGGCCAAGUGCCGCGAAGCGGCCGAGAAGGGGCAUCCGCAGCCGCCCAAGGACUCGGGCUUUACGUUUGAGCUGUGCGCGGGGCUGGUCGACAAGGGCGGCAAGUCCCUCGAAGAAAUCACGUCAGAGGAGAUCGAGGAGGAGUGCGGCUACCGGGUAGCCGCCUCGCAGCUGCGCCACGUGACGUCGGCGGUCUCGAGCAGCGGCACGACGGGCGCGGAGCACCACAUAUACUACGCGGCGGUCGACGAGGCCGGCCGCGUGGGCGAGGGCGGCGGCCUCAAGGGCCACGGCGAGGCGAUCGAGGUGCUGGCGCUGCCCUUUGAUUCGGCGCUCGCGUUUGUGCUGGAUGCGGCGCUGCCCAAGUCCCCCGGGCUCAUGUUCGGCAUCACGUGGGCGCUCCACGCGCUGCGGUCGGGGGAGGUGGCCGGGCGCGCCGCGGGGGCGGAGACGGGGCCGCUGGAGCUCAGAUCGGUAUUGCCGUCUUGA